Amphiprion ocellaris (clown anemonefish) is the source of this 1917-nucleotide messenger RNA. RefSeq names its product caudal type homeobox 4 (gene cdx4). Gene Ontology annotation, biological process: animal organ morphogenesis; regulation of transcription by RNA polymerase II; anterior/posterior axis specification. The record is from RefSeq and is a predicted model, not a curated record. Gene Ontology annotation, molecular function: RNA polymerase II transcription regulatory region sequence-specific DNA binding; DNA-binding transcription factor activity, RNA polymerase II-specific. Gene Ontology annotation, cellular component: nucleus. Bases 348 to 1163 code for a protein of 271 amino acids. Lineage: Eukaryota; Metazoa; Chordata; Actinopteri; Pomacentridae. The transcript has 3 exons.
UCCAUGAUAGGCCCACUGUCAGGUGAUGACGCGCUACAGGACAGGCGCGAGGGGACAGCUGGGCCGGCAGCGAUGGUCGCUCUCAUUUGGAUGCAAAUCUCCAAGAGUUGAGGAGUUGGCUGACGUCAGGCAGGCCUUAGUAUACCUUUAGUCUCUUGUCAACAGGGACACAUCAUGUGAGAGUGGAGACAGACUGGAUCUACGUCGUAUUUCACUUUGGGAACGCAUUUGGACUAUAAACAGCAGAAGGAUUGUGUUGAACAGUUUCAGGGCAACAAUGUCGCCUUAAGAAAGGCUGCAUUACCCCUUUGCUGUUUUAACCACAUUUCAUUUCUUUUCUACAAAUCAUGUAUGUUGGAUACCUACUGGAUAAAGAAAGCGGCAUGUAUCACCAAGGGCCAGUGAGAAGAUCCAGCAUCAAUCUGCCUCCACAGAAUUUUGUUUCUACACCACAGUACCCCGACUUUACAGGAUACCAUCAUGUGCCAAACAUGGAUACGCACGCACAGUCUGCGGGGAGUUGGGGGCCUUCUUAUGGCGCACCACGAGAGGAAUGGGGUGCAUAUAGUCUGGGACCCCCUAACGCUAUUCCCACACCCAUGAACAACUCCUCUCCUGGACAGGUUCCUUACUGUUCGUCUGAGUACACUCACAUGCAUCCUCCGGGAUCUGCGGUGUUACAGCCGCCACCGGACAACGUUACUGUCUCACAACUUUCUCCUGAGAGAGAAAGACGGAAUUCAUACCAGUGGAUGAGUAAAACUGCUCAGUCAUCUUCCACAGGUAAAACAAGAACGAAGGAGAAAUACAGGGUAGUGUACACAGACCACCAGAGGCUGGAGCUGGAGAAGGAGUUUCAUUUCAACAGAUACAUCACCAUCAGGAGGAAAUCUGAACUGGCUGUCAACCUGGGUUUGUCGGAAAGACAGGUGAAAAUCUGGUUCCAGAACCGCCGAGCAAAGGAGAGGAAGCUGAUCAAGAAGAAGAUGGGUCAGUCUGACGGCAGCGGCGGCUCCGUGCACAGCGACCCGGGCUCGGUGAGUCCUCUGCCGGUGCCGGGCUCCCUCAGCCCCACAGACAUCCACGGAUCUCUGUACCCUCCUCAGGGGAUGAACACGCUGCCGUCUAUCAGAAACAUACAGCAGGUGACUGUGACCCAGUGAGGCUCACAUCUGGACCAUCUCUCAUCAUAACUGAGCACUCCGACACCUGACGGCAGCCAGAGGACCUGAACUCACGUCCUGAAGCACAAAAGCUGCGGAGAAACUUUUGAUUUAUCGCUACGAAAUGCUGGAGGCUCUUCAAAUAUUGCUUUUUAUAGAAUAGUUCUAAUUAACGUGGGGUUUACGAAAGAGGAAAAAAAAUCGACGUGUUUCAAACUUAAAAGCUUUAAAUUGUUUGUGAGUUAAUAAGAUAUAAAUAUCCUGCUUUUUUUUGUUUGUUUUUUGUAUGUGAUGAAGUGUAUGUGUUUGUGGAUAAAAUGAGAUCUCAGGGACAUCCGGUGGAGCUUUACACUGGAUCUUAUGCAGCUAGCUCUGUGACACUGGACGAGACAAAUCAGUUACAUGUUUUUAAGCACAACUCCGUGCAAAGAGCAGCUGUUAAAGAAACGGGUAGAGAGGUCGUUUGAUGGCAACUUUCAAAAUGUAAAUAAAAUGCUUUUUUUUUUUUUGCAUUUGCAUUGCAUUUUAUUUUGCAGGGUGGGAACAUAUUUGCAUAAAUAAUGUUGCAACAUAUUUUGCUGUACAGCUUAUAAUGCAUUAAACCAAAGUUUUCCACCAAUAUUUUCCACCACUGGUUGUUUCCAGUACCAGUCAGGCUAUGGGUUGUUGUAAGUCACAAAUUCAGUAACAUUUUUCAGAAAUGACCGUCCAAAGAUAACUGUUGUGAUAAAUUUGAAAUAAAUACUCCUUUAAA